Molecule: messenger RNA, 2937 nt
Organism: Leptidea sinapis
Lineage: Eukaryota; Metazoa; Arthropoda; Insecta; Lepidoptera; Pieridae
Product: low affinity immunoglobulin epsilon Fc receptor-like
Exons: 6
Coding region: 163-1110 (315 amino acids)
Biological process (GO): biological process involved in interspecies interaction between organisms
Cellular component (GO): external side of plasma membrane
Molecular function (GO): carbohydrate binding
Source: RefSeq, a predicted model, not a curated record
CGUUUCCAACUCUAUAUUCUCAGUAGCCGCUCUUUCCGAAGUCCGCGACGCACGCUUCGCAACUCGAGCCCUCCACGCGAAAAUGAAUCGUAUUUAAAUCAAAUUUCAAAAUUAAUUGUAUUAUUUUCGCGUGCCUUAAUAUUCGUAGUGAUUUUAUUUAAAAUGAAGUUCUUCCUUACUCACGUUCCUAGUGUUACGCUCAUUUCCCUUGUUUUACUUGCCAGUGCACAAAAAUCGUCGAAUAAUCUUCGUGAUGUUGAUGUACAAGAAUUGGCGAGGCAGAACAAAAUCACGACGCAGAUUUUGGAGGCAUUUAUCCAGAAGAAACUUGGCCUUGCCAGCAACAAUUAUAGAGCACCGUCAAUUUUUGACAUAAUCCCUAUGAAAAAACCAGAAGAGCGGACUGUCAGACAGUCCAUGAAUGAAGAAGAACCAGAACAACAGGAAACUAGUACUGUAGAAGAUACAGAUGUUAACGAAGAAAGUGACGCGGAUGACUCAAAGUUUGAAGAUUUAAAGGAAUAUUCGGAAUAUGAUGGAUUACAAAGUGUGGAGAGCGAGCAGAUAGAUUCUAUAUUAUAUUCAGAAGGUAGGAGUAAAAAGUAUUCCAGCCAUUCAAUAGACGCCGAUUCGGAUCAUAAUAAUUAUCAUUGCUCAAGCUGCGGUGACGAUGAGUUGGGUGUAACUCGGUGGACUAUGCCACUGCUCAAGAGUGGCGAGAAGCGAUACUACCUCGGAAUAUUCUUUAAGGCCAACUGGUUUAAAGCCCAGCAGUACUGCAGAUUCCACGGAAUGCAUCUCGCUUCGAUUUCAUCUCAGGAAGAAAACGAUAGGCUUGAAAAAUACGUCAGAGAAUCAGGCUUUGGUCGCGAGCACUUUUGGACUUCCGGCACUGACUUAGCUGAAGAGGGCAGUUUCUUCUGGAUGGCAAACGGCAGGCCGCUCACUUUCGUGAACUGGAACGCCGGAGAACCCAACAACUUCAGAUACGAGAACGGAGAAGAGGAGAACUGCUUGGAACUCUGGAACAGAGACGACAAAGGUCUUAAGUGGAACGACUCCCCUUGCUCUUUCGAAACUUACUUUAUCUGCGAAGUUCGAACUGAUUAAAUCUAGAAACGAGACACGACAAGAAUGAAUAUAAAUUUAAUUACAGUACAAAAUAUUUUAAUUUUUUUGUAUGUAUUUUUUAAGUACAAACAAUACCCCAUAUUUAUUUAUAUUACUACAACUACAGCGCAUUUUAUAUAGAAGUAAUUCAUUAGGUAAUUUAAAAUUAAACAAAGAAAAGAUAUUGUCAUCUUUUUUAAAAUGUAGGCUUAAAACAACUGCUAUAUUAAACAGUAUGACUGGUGAGACAAAAAACAAUGAAAUUAACAAUACUCGGUACUCGAUCCUAUCAUACUAAUUAUGUAAUUAAGUAAUUAUUUUUUAACAAAUCUACCUAUAAAUAAAUGAAGUAUCGAUACACCACUGCAUUGCUCUACUCUUACGUUAGCUAAGGGCAAGCACCGACUGGUCCGUGUGCCCUUGCGGUGACCAUGCGUUGCGAAAUUUUAACUUUUGGUGAAGUUUACUAAGUAGUGUAUCAGUAUUUUUUUUUCAAAUGAUCGCCGUAUAUACGUACGUACGCUCUCAAGAGUGUUGAAUUUGUCUCACCAGUCAUGCUGUAUUUGAAUGGAACACCAUAUUAAAAAGAAACAGGGAUUAGGUUUAAGAAAAUGUUUCAAAAUCUAAGGAUGAAAUGCAGUAUCAUUUAACGAUUAAUGAAAAAUUGAAUAAAAGAUAUUCCUCUGAUAUUGCUUUGAUUAAGUAAACAGCAAUUUAGUUUUCUCCUUUCAUUUUGGAACAGCAAGGGGUAAAAUCCUGAUUUCAACUAUUUAUUGACCCUUUAUUUCGAUUGUCCUUUACUAAUACUAUUCAAUUUUCUUGUCGUGUCAUUAUAUAAUCAAAAUUCAUGUUGUGAUAAACAGUAGUUAGUAUGCUAGAAUUUAAUCAUCCCAAAAUGUAGAAAAAUGAUGAAGAGGUCAGUACAAAGGGAGAAGAAUCGCUACAUUAUUACAGGAAUGUUGUACCAGCUAGAUGUAAUUAAAUUAUUUUUAAUUGAACACAAAAAUGUAAAAUAAAAACGGAAUCAAAAAAACUUAGCUAUUAAGACUACUGCCGGUUAUGUUACCAAUUACUACAUCUAGUAGGAAGUAUUCUUCUGUAUUGAAUCAAGAUUUAUUAAAUUUUUUAUGUCAAUUUACCUAAACCUAACUACUUAAUAGUCAUCACUCAUAGUGCAAAUACCGUAAAUGGAGAAAGCACCUUAAUAACGAAUGAUAAUUAAAAUACAUUUUCGAUCGACAUUUCUCUUUCAACAGUUUGUUUUACUCUUCAGUAACGACUUUCAAACAGUUGAGACAUUUGUUUUAUAAUGCCAUUCGUAGGUUUAAUCCCAUGUAUCCAAUGUAUCAUUCAUCAAAACAAAAUUAUGCUACUUUUCCAAACCUUAAAAGAGCAUUCUGUAACAUAAAUCUUGAUGAGCUCUGAAUAGAAUCUAAAAAUCCCUGUUCUUUAUCUUUUCUCUCAUGCCAUCUUUAUAUCUAUUUACUCUCCACAAAAUUAAGCAAUUCAUCUGUAAAUAAGUUAAGUAUUUUCUUGUAAUGAUCGGCUUUUCCGUUUUUAUUUUCAUCUCUCUUCAUUUCUUAUCUUUCUUCCACAUAUGACGAACUGUCUACCAACGCUUUAUCUUUCUAAUCUGAAUCUUUAAAACUAUUAUUGCUAAAUUCUUAUCUGUGUCCUUAUAUCAAUUUACUGGUUCAAUACUCUCAAACUUUGUACUAGAUGUAAAAGACCAUUUUGGUCGAAGGACUAAUGUCCAUAGUCAACUUAGCAUAUUUUAUUUGUAAAUAGAUGUAAGUUACAAACGAAUACAAACUCAUUAGUUGUUAA